Molecule: messenger RNA, 2298 nt
Organism: Copidosoma floridanum
Lineage: Eukaryota; Metazoa; Arthropoda; Insecta; Hymenoptera; Encyrtidae
Product: glucose dehydrogenase [FAD, quinone]
Molecular function (GO): flavin adenine dinucleotide binding; oxidoreductase activity, acting on CH-OH group of donors
Source: RefSeq, a predicted model, not a curated record
AUGUCUUGGAUCCCGCCGAACUUGGCAGAGCUCUGCCCGCCUUACAGUCAAGUUUCGACGUGUCAGCCACCAGUGAUGCUUUUUAUGAAUUUUUUGGCGACCCUGUUCGGCUACUCUCUCGACAGCCCUGCGCGCGGAGUUCGCCCGGAAAGUGACUUUUUGUCCUUUGCUCCUUUCGGUCCUGGCAGAACGACCACUCCGGUAGCGCUUAGCAACAAUUUGGACCGAAGUUAUCAGUCCCACGACUACUACGGAAGUGGCCAAUAUUUCGAACAGUCUUUGAGGAUCAAGCGGCAGGUCGUAAAACCAGUCACCUACUACAACUCCCUGCACCACUACUACAGCUCCAACUUCGGCAAGCGUCUCGAGCCUACGUACCGGCAGUUUUCGCCCCAACCUACGAGCGUCUAUGGGCAACCCGAGGCUUUUCCAAUAGCUCAUUAUCACCACCGUGCCACGGCCUUUGAUCCGCAGCCGCGGAGCUACUUUCACGACAACUGGAACAAUGAAAACGAGGAGUACGCGCCCCCGGCAGCGCGGGCCGUCUUUCCCGAGCCCGUGGAUUCGCACGCCGAGGAGUACGACUUUAUCGUGGUCGGGGCUGGAUCAGCUGGUUGCGUCAUUGCCAAUCGGCUCAGCGAGAUCGGCCAUUGGAAGGUGCUGUUGCUGGAAGCGGGAAUAGAAGAGCCGCUGGUAGCCGAAGUGCCAGCUUUUGCACCAGCGCUGAGGGGAAGCAACAUAGACUGGCAGUAUAGGACGACGCGCAUGAAGAGAGCGUGUCGAUCCAAGAGAGGCGGGACGUGUUCCUGGUCGCGCGGCAAGGUGAUGGGCGGAUCAAGCGUGUUGAAUUACAUGAUGUACAUUCGCGCGAACAUGGAGGAUUACAAUGCGUGGGCUCGCAUGGGUAACGAGGGCUGGAGCUACGACGAGGUGCUGCCGUACUUUAAAAAGUCCGAGGCCAAUCUUGAUCCCGAAGUGGUACACAAGAACCGAAAAUACCACAGCCAGCACGGCUACCAGACGGUCGAAUGGUUCAAAUACAUGGACCCGAACGUGCGGGUAGUGAUAAAUGGCUUCGAGGAGGCCGGCUACAGAUUCGUCGACCCGAACGCCGCGACGCAGCUAGGCACCGUCCACUACCAAUCGACGGCCUUCCGGGGCGCCCGCAUGAGCACCAACGCCGCCUUCAUCCGCACCAUCCGGGACAAACGCCCGAACCUCACGAUACAGACCCAAGCCCAAGCCACGCGCGUCCUCAUCGACCCCACGACCAAAGUCACCCACGGCGUCGAGUACUACAGCACUCGCAGCGCCACCACCAAGGUGGCCCGCGCCCGUAGGGAGGUCAUCGUCAGCGCCGGGGCCAUCGACUCCCCGAAGCUGCUCCAACUGUCCGGGGUAGGGCCAGCCGAGUGGCUCCACGGCCACGGCAUCCAACUCGUGCAGGACCUACCGGUGGGUCGUAACCUCCAGGACCACGUGACCACGGACGGGCUGAUCGUCCAACUGUCCAACGCCACCGCCACCAGCAAGAACCCCGAGGCCAUCAAACGCGACGCCUACGAGUGGCUGCACAGCCAGACCGGGCCUCUGUCGGCUCACGGCUCCCUCGGCGCGGGUGCCUUUGUCCAGACGCCCUUCGAGACCAGCCCCGACCAGCCGGACAUGCAGUACUGCUUCGAUGGUACGAGCGUGGGCGACUACUUGGCCGACCCGACCGAAUCCGUGGAGACGGCCGUGAUGCCGCUGGCCUACUACGACGGGCUGAACGUGAGGCCGGUGCUCCUGGCGCCCCGUAGCCGAGGCACCGUGAGACUGAACCGGACCGACCCGGUCUUUGGGGCGCCGAUCAUCGAUCCUAACUACUACGGCGCCGAGCCGGAUCUCGAGGCCAUGCUGGCCGGCAUCCGGAUAUUCGAGGAGCUGUUGGGCACCCGAGCCUUCAGGGACAACGGACUACGGUUGCUGGACGUGCCGCUGCCCUCGUGCGUUACCUACCGAUUCGACAGCGACGACUACUGGCGCUGCGUCCUCACCGAGUACACGACCACCCUGUAUCACCCCUCGUGCACCUGCAAGAUGGGCCCGAGGGGUGAUCCCACCGCAGUGGUCGACCCGAGACUCAGGGUACACGGGGUCAAAGGUUUGAGGGUCGCCGACGCGUCCAUCAUGCCCUUCGUCGUGAGGGGGAACACCAACGCCCCGACCAUCAUGAUCGGCGAGAAGGCGAGCGACAUGAUCAAGGAGGACUGGCUCCGCGAGGGACAAGAUCCUGGGGUGCUCUUUGGACGGCGAUGA